Molecule: messenger RNA, 3652 nt
Organism: Pseudoliparis swirei
Lineage: Eukaryota; Metazoa; Chordata; Actinopteri; Perciformes; Liparidae
Gene: nek5
Product: serine/threonine-protein kinase Nek5
Exons: 24
Coding region: 86-2533 (815 amino acids)
Biological process (GO): protein phosphorylation
Molecular function (GO): ATP binding; protein kinase activity
Source: RefSeq, a predicted model, not a curated record
GCCGUCUCAUUAGUUUAAACUCGUUGUCACCGCUUUUUUAGUUCACUGUGACUUCUCAGAACAAGAAAUCUCUGUAGAGGGUGUUAUGAACAACUAUGAGGUCAUCCGUCAGAUUGGAGAGGGUGCGUUUGGUAAAGCCUUCCUGGUUCGAGACAAAGAGGGAGAUGGAAACGGAGAGUGUGUGGUCAAACAGAUCAACCUCAGAAAGAUGUCAGCGAGGGAAAAGGAAUCGUCCCAGAAAGAAGUGACGUUGCUGUCAAAGAUGAAACACCCGAACAUUGUGGCCUUCAUCAGUUCAUUUCAAGAGAGAGGCCGCCUGUAUAUAGUGAUGGAGUACUGUGGUGGAGGAGAUCUGAUGAAGAAGAUAAAAAUGCAGAGAGGAGUCUUCUUCACUGGGGAGCAGGUCGUGGACUGGUUUGUUCAGAUCUGCCUCGGCCUCAAACACAUCCACGACAGGAAGAUCCUUCACAGAGACAUCAAAGCUCAGAAUAUCUUCCUAACCAACGGAGGGAUGAAAGCAAAGCUUGGGGACUUUGGAAUCGCAAGAAUGUUGAAUAACACCAUGGAGCUGGCCAGGACUUGUGUGGGGACCCCGUACUACCUCUCCCCAGAGAUCUGCGAGAGUCGACCCUACAACAACAAGACGGAUAUCUGGUCUCUGGGCUGCGUCCUGUAUGAACUCUGCACCUUGAGGCAUCCAUUUGAGGGCAGCAGUCUGCGGCAGCUGGUCGGUACAAUUUGCAAGGGGAGCUACAACCCGUUACCCAGCCACUACUCCUAUGACCUUCGCCUGCUGAUCACCCAACUCUUCAAGGUCAACCCCCUGGACCGACCCUCGGUCAGCUCCGUCCUCAGGCGUCCCUUCCUGGAGAAGCACAUCAGCAAACACCUGGAUCCACAGGUGAUGCAGGAGGAGUUCAGCCACACGGUGCUGCAUCGAAACCAAGCCGUUAAAACCCGGGCAGGAGCAGCAGAGAACAAACAGAAGCCCGCAGCCGCCGUGAAGAGACAGCCGGCUAAACCAGACUGGAAAGUCCCACUAAGAGUCCACUACAAACCUCUUCGUCAAAGAGCUGCAGACCGAGAUGCUGCAGGCCCGCAGAACCAAAGGUUUAAUGGACAGAAGCCAGUCGGCCAUUACCAGCACCACUACGCCCAGCUGGACGCCUUUCAGAGGAGGAACGAGGAAGACGUCCUCCCCCCUCCAUCUCCUCUUCUUCCUCCUCAGAAGGAGCGAUGUGAGGACCACACUGUGGAACCAUACCAGCUUGUGGCUGCAGCUCAUCAUGAAUACCUGCAGAGGAGACAAGAGGCCAACCAGUACAAGCUGAGAGCAGAGAAACAGCUGGGUCUGCGUCCGUGUACAGCUGAGUGCAACAGGAAGCCCGGUGGUCAGGAGCAGGAAGUGCGACAUGAACAACAAUAUGAACUCCAGGACAAAAGGCAGGAGGGACAUCAGGUCGGACCCACAGGAGACACCCGUCAUUCAGUAAUGGGACAUCAGGAGUACCUGCGUCAGCUGGAUCUCAUCAGACAGGACUAUCACCAGGAGAUGAGACAGAUGAGACUGAGAGCUGAAGUAGAGCCUCAGCCACCAAAUAAACAUGUAACCUUUGUAGUGAAGCCCAGAGAUCCUGAGCCUGAGCAGCAGGGAGCUCCACCUGCACAGGACAUGGGUGCAGCUCUGAGGCAGAUCAGAGAUCAGCAGAGAGCGCUGGAGGGAAAACACAAAGACAAGAAAGGAAUCAUGUUUGAGAUCCGGUUAGAUGAGGAAGUGAUCAUUAAAGAGGACGCAGAGAAGGAGGGAAGUGAGGAAGAAGAGGAGAAAGAAGUGGACCCUCUGAACCAAACUCCGAGCUUCCAGGAGGGGGCGGAGUUGAAGCUCAGAGAUUGGUCGCAGGUGAGGAGGGGGUGGAGCCAGAGGACUCCAAAGACUUUGCUGGACGCACUCGCCAACAUGGACGUGAACUCUGCCUCCAGCACCGCUGCCGAGGCUGAACAAGGCGAGGAGGCGGCCGGCUGCAGACAGUGGGCCGAGGACCCCCCCAACACCCUGCUGAACGCUCUCGCUCAGGCUGAACUCACAUCAUCAACUGUGGACUCGGUGACUGCAGAUUCAGAGCCGGAGAAAGACGGAGCAGAAGAGGAGAGGAAGAAGGAGAAAGAGGAGUCCGAUAUGGAGAUGGAUGAAGAUCGUCUGGAGCCGAGGUCAGACGAUGACGACACCAACUUUGAGGAGUCGGAGGACGAGCUGAGAGAAGCUGUGGCAGACUCCAUGAGGAACCUGUUUGUGAUGGAGGACGGGAGCUCGGAGGAGGCGGAGCGCACACAGGAGACGGCGGACGAUGAUGAUGAUGAUGGUGAUGAUGGGAUGAACGAGACCGAGGUUGGAAGAGAAGUGAACGCUAAAGACUCUCGACAGACCCAGAGGGAAGUUGAAGAUUCCCGUGCGGACGUUGCUCCGAUUGAGCCCGAAGAAUGCGACGGUCAGUCCGAUCACGCAACUUUGAAUAAGCUGCAGCAUCCGACCUGAGUGCUCACAAACCGUCAACUAUUCUUUUGAGUCAAAAUAAGACGGCAGUAACUACGGUAAAAACACUGAAUUCAGCUUUGCAAAUGUUUUAUGCCUUUGUUUUAGACAAAUGAAAUGCUUUGGUCAUCUUUUCUCUGCAGCGCACCUUUAACCAGCCACUGCCGCUAAUUCAGUUUUUAAGGCUCAGUUUGCGUGAAACAAAACAGUUUGUAUGUUGAACGAGGUCUCAAAGUGUUUCUGGCAGUUCUGACCGGCCACACUUGAAGGAUGGUGAAGGGUCAGAAAUCAAGGCAUCCAAAUUUAGUGCAAAUUAUAACUAUAUUUCUAGGAAAUUGCUAAAGUUAUAGGAAAAUGAAUUAGCAAUUCCAUCCACUAUAAUUGUGUGAAUAUGAGUUCAUUGGUUGAUGGAGAUAAACAGCAAGUGGAGAUAAUUAUCAAUUUAAUGACAUUAAACCGUUGAGGACGCCAUGAGGUGAGGUCAUUAAAAGAGCUUUCGUCAAAGCUGAAAUGAUGGAAAUAUGACAUUUCUUUUCAUGUAUUAAUGUGAGGAAGGAUACAGUCUCAUCGCUCCACAGAGCAGAUGUUGCUCAAGAAUAUAAAAAGAGACCGUCUAAGUCUGGUUUUAUUCUGUAUCUUUCCUACUUUAAACAAAUCCCACGAAAAGACCAAAAAUAACUUAAUUUUUCUCUCAAUUCUUUUAGUUCCUACUAAAGACGUAAAUCUUUAAAGACACAAAUACACGAGCACAAUAAGGGCUUAGUAAUUUCCCAAAACAGUUUGUCACUAUAGUUUUUAAUUUUAAAAAACAGGAGGAAAUCAUGUUUGAAUAAUUGUUGCUCUUGGUCUUUUCAUAGGAUUUAUCGUGAUUCUUUGUUUUGGUGCAGAAUGAAAUAAUUAAGUUUAAGUUUUUCUCUUUUAAGCAGCAUUAAUGUUUUGUACUUUUUGUGCUAUAACCGUUUGUUUCCACACGCAGGCAGCACACAAAAAACAGUUUCCAUGAAGUGUUUGGUGAUUGUCUUUAUUUCAGUAUUGUUUAAAAGGAACUUCAGUUUCUCAUCUUCUCUACAUGAACAUUCUUAAUAACAAUGCCUCUUUGAAAUAAACAUCUUUUAUAUUUCA